GCCUGGCAGGGAGCACAGGGCCUGCCGCCCCGGAAGAGGCGGUCAUGUGGCUGGGAAGAUGGCGGUCUUUCCCUGGCACUCCAGGAAUAGGAACUAUAAGGCUGAAUUUGCAACAUGCCGGCUGGAGACUGUGCCAUUGGAGUUUGGAGACUAUCACCCACUGAAACCUAUAACUGUCACAGAGUCCAAGACUAAGAAGGUGAGCCGGAAGGGAAGCACCUCUUCCACGUCCUCAUCCUCCAGCUCCGUGGUGGACCCGCUAAGCAGUGUGCUGGAUGGAACCGAUCCCCUCUCUGUGUUUGCAGCCAGUGCUGACCCCAUGGCCACAGCAGCUGUCAAGGACAGCUCCAGGAAGAAAGGUGAUAGAGACCAGAACUCCAUUGUAGGAUUGGAUUUUGAGCCUUGGACCAGCAAGCGAGGAGAAAUCCUUGCCCGGUACACGACCACGGAGAAGCUCUCCAUCAAUCUGUUUAUGGGCUCUGAAAAAGGCAGAGCCGGGCCUGCCGCGUUCGCAGUGUCGGAGAAGGUUCGGACCAGGCUGGAAGAGCUGGAUGACUUUGAGGAGGGAUCCCAAAAGGAACUGUUGAAUUUGACUCAACAGGAUUAUGUGAAUCGCAUAGAGGAGCUUAACCAGUCGCUGAAGGAUGCCUGGGCCUCGGACCAGAAAGUGAAGGCUCUAAAAAUAGUCAUCCAGUGCUCAAAGCUUCUCUCGGAUAUAAGUGUCAUUCAGUUCUACCCAAGCAAGUUUGUCCUCAUCACGGACAUACUUGAUACCUUUGGAAACCUCGUGUACGAGCGCAUCUUCUCCAUGUGUGUGGGUGACCGCAGCGUGCUUCCAGAUAAAUUCUCUCCAGAGAAUGUAAACGACACGGCCAGAGAAACAUGCUUAAACUGGUUUUUCAAGAUCGCUUCCAUCAGGGAGCUCAUUCCAAGAUUUUAUGUGGAAGCAUCCAUCCUGAAGUGUAACAAGUUCCUCUCCAAAAUGGGUAUCUCAGAAUGUCUGCCCCGCCUGACCUGCAUGAUUCGAGGGAUCGGAGAUCCGCUGGUGUCGGUGUACGCCAGGGCCUAUCUGUGCCGGGUGGGAAUGGAAGUAGCCCCACAUCUGAAAGAAAGUCUAAAUAAGAACUUUUUUGACUUCCUCCUCACAUUCAAACAGAUUCAUGGGGAUACAGUACAGAACCAUCUGGCAGUCCAAGGGGUGGAGCUCUCAUCCUACCUCCCCUUGUACUCACCUGCCAUGGACUGGAUCUUCCAGUGCAUUUCCUACCAUGCCCCCGAGAAUCUGCUAACCGAGAUGAUGGAGCGAUGCAAGAAACUAGGAAAUAAUGCCUUGCUGUUGAAUUCUGUGAUGUCUGCUUUCCGGGCCGAGUUCAUCGCCACCAGAUCCCUCGAUUUCAUCGGCAUGAUCAAGGAGUGCAGUGAGGCCGGCUUCCCCAAGCAUCUUCUUUUUCGCUCACUGGGGUUAAACUUGGCCUUGGCUGAUCCUCCUGAGGGUGAUCGACUUCAGAUUCUCAAUGAAGCUUGGAAAGUUAUUACUAAAUUGAAGAAUCCACAGGACUACAUUGAUUGCGCCGAGGUGUGGGCAGAGUACACCUGCCGGCAUUUCACGAAAAGAGAGGUGAACACCGUGUUGGCUGACAUCAUCAAGCACAUGACUCCAGAUCGCGCCUUUGAAGACUCCUACCCUCAGCUUCAGUCGAUAAUUAAGAAAGUGAUUGCCCAUUUCCAUGAUUUCUCAGUGCUCUUCUCAGUGGAAAAAUUUCUGCCAUUUCUGGACAUGUUCCAAAAAGAGAGCGUGCGGGUGGAGGUUUGCAAAUGCAUCAUGGAAGUUUUUAUCAAGCAUCAGCAUGAGCCCACCAAGGAUCCGGUCAUUCUGAACGCCCUCCUGCACGUGUGCAAGACCAUGCAUGACUCUGUGAAUGCACUCACUCUGGAGGAUGAGAAGAGAACGCUGGCCUGUCUGAUUAGUGGGUUUGUAAAGAUGGUGUCCUUUGGUCGUGAUUUUGAGCAGCAGCUAAGCUUCUAUGUCGAGGCCAGGUCGAUGUUUUGCAAUCUGGAACCUGUUCUUGUGCAGUUGAUUCACAGUGUGAGCCGGUUGGCAAUGGAAACAAGAAAAGUGAUGAAGGGGAAUCAUUCCAGAAAAACUGCUGCCUUUGUCCGGGCCUGUGUUGCCUACUGCUUCAUUACCAUCCCAUCCCUGGUGGGCAUCUUCACACGCCUCAACCUCUACCUGCUUGCUGGCCAGGUGGCCUUGGCCAAUCAGUGCCUCUCCCAAGCUGAUGCCUUUUUCAAAGCCGCCAUCAGCCUCAUCCCAGAAGUCCCCAAGACGAUCAAUAUCGAUGGAAAGAUGCGGCCGUCAGAACCCUUCCUCUUGGAGUUCCUCUGCAAUUUCUUCUCGACUUUGUUAAUAGUUCCGGAUCACCCUGAGCGUGAGGUCCUGUUCCUUGUUCGAGAGCUUCUCAACGUGAUCCAGGACUACACCUGGGAGGACACCAGUGACGACAGGAUCCGAAUCUACACCUACGUGCUGCACCUGCUGUCCGCCAUGAGCCAGGAAACCUACCUCUACCACGUGGACAAAGUGGACUCCAACGACAGCCUCUACGGGGGAGAUUCCAAGUUUCUGGCUGAGAACAACAAGCUGUGUGAGACGGUGAUGGCCCAGAUCCUGGAGCACCUGAGGGCCCUGGCCAAGGACGAGGCCCUGAAGCGCCAAAGCCUGUUGGGUCUUUCCUUCUUUAACAGCAUCUUGGCCCAUGGGGAUCUGCGCAACAACAGGCUCAACCAGCUCUCUGUCAACCUGUGGCACCUGGCCCAGAGGCAUGGCUAUGCGGACACCAGGACCAUGGUGAAAACUCUGGAGUACAUCAAGAAGCGAGGGGAACAACCAGACAUGACUCAUCUGACUGAGCUGGCCCUUAGGCUUCCUUUGCAAACAAGGACCUGAUUUUGCCCCAGAGGCUCUGGUGCCAAAUCCAGAAAACACCUGCUUUUUACUUUCUUUUUACAUAGACAGUUGGCUUAAGCUUUGGCCUCUACCCAGGUUAUUCUGAAGAAGUGGCAUUGUAAGAGCAUUAAAUCCCAUCUUGUUCACUGAGUGGCAGGAUACAAGUAACAUCUUUCUUUUUGGGGGGCGGGGGGGGGUGGGGUGUCUUUUUUUUUUUUAAUUGGAAAAAGAACCUUAAAAGAGGCACUGUUUGCUCUCCCUAAUUUGAGUUUGUAAUUAAACGCUGCCUACAGAACCCUGGAGGAUUUAUAAAAGGCAGGCUCAAAAAAGAUUUUUCUAUCAAAAAGCAGCUCUUGAUUGGAUUUUGAACAUGUUCUGUAAUAAUGGAAUAAACCUCCUGAAGGGA
Messenger RNA from Myotis daubentonii (Daubenton's bat), 3353 nucleotides. It is a transcript of the gene VPS35L, whose product is annotated as VPS35 endosomal protein sorting factor like. Lineage: Eukaryota; Metazoa; Chordata; Mammalia; Chiroptera; Vespertilionidae. Gene Ontology annotation, biological process: endocytic recycling. The record is from RefSeq and is a predicted model, not a curated record. Gene Ontology annotation, cellular component: endosome.